Molecule: messenger RNA, 1715 nt
Organism: Leptopilina boulardi
Lineage: Eukaryota; Metazoa; Arthropoda; Insecta; Hymenoptera; Figitidae
Gene: Bap55
Product: actin-like protein 6B
Exons: 5
Coding region: 150-1466 (438 amino acids)
Biological process (GO): regulation of transcription by RNA polymerase II; nervous system development
Cellular component (GO): NuA4 histone acetyltransferase complex; SWI/SNF complex
Molecular function (GO): chromatin binding
Source: RefSeq, a predicted model, not a curated record
GUGUAAUCUUGGAGUGGGGGAGAAUUCAAUAUGUCCGAAUCGGCGUCUGUGUGAGUUAGCGAGGUUAUGUUUUUCGUUUAUCAAUAAUAAUAAAAACUGUUCGUAAAUUAUAUAAAGAAAUUGGAGAAAAAGAAUAUUAAUUUAUAAAGAUGUCGAUGCUUUAUGGAGGUGAUGAAAUUGGAGCAGUUGUUUUGGAUUUGGGUCACAAUUCCUUGAGAGUUGGUUAUGCUCAAGAGGAUACGCCAAAGGCCGAAAUUCCAGCGGUUGUUGGUAUUGGAGAAGAUGCCAAUGGCACCGCUGCUCCAGUUGAAUCAAUGGAGAUUGAUGACAAAAAGCCGGAUAACAAUAUUUGUCAAACGACGUCAAAAUAUUAUAUUGACACAACGACACUUCACGUACCUCGAAAAAAUAUGGAAGUUGUCAGUUACAUGAAAGACGGCAUGAUCGAAGAUUGGGAUCAUUUUGAAAAGGUGCUCGAUUACACUUAUUCGCGUGUAAUUCAAUCAGACGCGGAAUAUCAUCCGGUAUUGUUUUCCGAAUCGCCUUGGAAUGUUCGGAGUAAACGAGAAAAAUUGACGGAACUUAUGUUCGAAAAAUACAAUGUACCAGCAUUUUUCCUUGUGAAAAAUGCCGUUUUAGCCGCAUUUGCAAAUGGAAGAGCAACGGGAAUUGUUGUUGAUAGUGGAGCAACUCACACCUCCGCUGUUCCAGUUCAAGAUGGAUUUGUUUUAACACAAGCAAUAGUUAAAUCUCCACUUGGUGGCGAUUACAUUAGUAUGCAAUGCAGACAAUUUUUACAAGAGCAAGAAAUCGAUUUAUCGCCAGCAUAUAUGAUUGGUAGUAAAGAAGUUGUCAAAGAUCAUGAUAAACCGCGAUGGGUGAAGAAGAAAAAUAUACCUGAAGUUACAAAAUCCUGGCACAAUUAUAUGGUGAAGAAACUUAUUCAGGAUUUCCAAGCGACUUGCCUUCAAGUAUCCGAGACUCCAUACGAUGAGAAAAUCGUUUGUACCGUUCCUGCUGUGCAAUAUGAAUUUCCAACUGGAUAUCGACAGGAUUUCAGUAGCGAAAGAUUUCGAAUACCCGAAGCGCUUUUUGAUCCAAGUAUGGUACAAAUGAGAGGCGGAAUGGUUGGCAAUACAAUGUUGGGAGUUGGUCAUAUUGUAACGACAAGCGUUGGAAUGUGCGAUGUUGAUGUUCGACCAGCACUUUAUGGUAGUGUCGUUGUCACUGGUGGAAAUUCAUUUAUUCAAGGCUUCCCCGAGCGUUUAAAUCGUGAUCUUUCAGUGAGAAUACCGUCCAGCAUGAGAUUGAAAUUAAUAAGUGCAAAUGGUUGCGCUGAACGUCGAUUUGGUGCAUGGAUUGGUGGUUCAAUUUUAGCUUCAAUUGGUACAUUCCAACAAAUGUGGCUCUCAAGUCAAGAAUACGAGGAGAGUGGCAAAAGUCAAAUCGAACGAAAAUGUCCAUAAUUCUUCAUAUAUUGUCAAUAAUAAAUUAUUAUAUAUAAUUUUUUUUCGAUUUUUACCAAUUUUUUUUUUAGAUCUUAAUUUUGAGAUUUAAAUUUUGUUUUUUCUAUACAUGAACUUUGACGACGAUCUAUUUUUAGUAAAUAUUAUUUAUAAGAAAUUAUAAAAAAAAAAGAAAGGAAAAACCAAUUAGGUAUUUACCUAAUAUUAUUAUAAAUAAAAUUACGAACAAUUUAACGUAAAAAAAAAUAA